This is a messenger RNA of Amyelois transitella, 1168 nucleotides long. RefSeq lists its product as uncharacterized. The transcript is spliced from 2 exons. The coding region runs from base 197 to 1126 and encodes 309 amino acids. NCBI's taxonomy places the organism in Eukaryota, Metazoa, Arthropoda, Insecta, Lepidoptera, Pyralidae. The record is from RefSeq and is a predicted model, not a curated record.
CGCAUUCGAUAUACAAAAUGGCCGAAUUAUUGAGUCAGUUCACUACAACGCCAUCUAGACGUAAUUUAUGUAAAGGUUUUAGUUUAUACAAAUGUAACUAGAUAGCACUAGUUAGUCUGAACCGAACUGUUUUCGAAUAACUUAAAAAAGACGCAAUAGCCCCGUAGACGCAAUUAGCCUAGUUGACCUUACUAAUAUGAGGAAUCCAGUGGAGCCAAUAGAAAUGUUGGGUAUCACUUUGAGGUACCUAGGAAGUGGAAAUACGAUUCAAGAUUUAGAAUUCAAAUUUAAACGGGGGAAAUCUACGAUUGCAUGUAUGAUAUUGAGAGUAUGCGAAGCUAUAUGGAAACAUCUUCUUCGUGACAACAUCCCUGAACUGACAACAGACCGAUUCCAAAAAAUAGCAUCUGAUUUUGAUGUCAGAGCAAAUUUUCCUCAUUGCAUCGGGGCCAUCGACGGAAAGCAUAUACGCAUGUGUAAUCCUGCUAAUAGUGGCUCCCUCUUUUUUAAUUACAAAUCUUUUUUUUCUAUGGUGUUGCUAGCUGUUGUGGACUCUAACUAUAAAUUUACUUUUGUCGAUAUUGGCGCAUACGGAAAAGAGUGCGAUUCAACUGUUUUUCAAAACUCAAAACUGUACGAGUUAAUGAUUUGCGAGAAGCUGCCAUUGCCUGAUCCCCAGCCACUAUGUGGUUUUAAUAGACCAAUCCCAUAUGUGUUAGUGGGUGACGAAGCUUUUGGAUUAAGCAAACAUGUUAUGCGUCCUUAUGGUGGUAAAAAUCUCGAUGUAAUACAGAUGGUAUUCAAUUAUCGUCUUAGCAGGGCAAGAAGAUAUGUCGAAUGUGCUUUUGGAAUCAUGGCAAACAAAUGGCGCAUUUUUCACAGACCGAUAAACGUAUCCUAUGAUUUUGCUACUGCCAUUGUAAAAGCAUGUUGUGUCCUACAUAAUUUUGUGGCCGAUCGGGAAGGUGUUCGUCAAAAAGAUAAAUUGGCGAUAAUUUGUGAUGAGUUUCACUCUCUCCAACCCCAAAAUGAAGAAUUGACAGCAGCUAAUGGCAUUAGAAAUGAAUUUGCAAACUAUUUUAUGAGCAGCACAGGAUCUUUGAAGUGGCAAUUAAAGAAAAUUUAGUCAUGUUACUAGUAUGAAGAAAAAUAAGGACUCACCAAUUUU